Molecule: messenger RNA, 3006 nt
Organism: Neomonachus schauinslandi (Hawaiian monk seal)
Lineage: Eukaryota; Metazoa; Chordata; Mammalia; Carnivora; Phocidae
Gene: HEATR4
Product: HEAT repeat containing 4
Exons: 16
Coding region: 1-3006 (1001 amino acids)
Molecular function (GO): oxidoreductase activity
Source: RefSeq, a predicted model, not a curated record
AUGACCAGAACCCAACAGGGAAAGACACUUCUUUCCCACCAUUUCCAUCAGUCACUCCCCCCACGGCUGGGAUGGGGCAUGAAUUUUUCCCACUCAAAACCAGGACACGAGGAGUGUGCCUCGGUGUCCAGUGUACCUCCAGUCUUCCACUUUAGCCCACAUCGCUGUGCACACCUGAAGAACCAGUAUUUGAAAAAGGCUGCUACAAACCUCACCUUCUCUCAGGAGGUGGUAUGGCAGCGAGGGCUUCCCAGCACCCCUUACAGCCAGUACAACUUUGACCAUCUCUACAAGGCAGGCCACAUCAUCCAGCCUCCCCAGAUCAGCAGGGCCCGAUGCGAGAAACCCACUGGCCUCAAGUCCUUGCAUUCUUCAGGUCCCUCAGCAAGGGUCACCUCCCAGGCUGUGAAGACAGAAAGGUCUGCCAAUCUUAAGAAGCGGCCAAAGGAAUCCAAGCCGGCAAGUGUGGGCCAGGAAGAAUCUUGCCCUCUCAUCCCUCAUUCCUGCAGGGAUCCAGACAUGCCAGGUCUGUCACUUUCUCCAGACAUGAACCUGGAGGAGAGGGAAGCCUGGCUGCCACCCCUUGAGAAGGAGGCCAGAGCCUGGGAAGCCAUCGUGCUGGAAAAGCUGAACAAGCGCACCGCCCGAUGGAUCCAGAGCAAACGUCCUCUGAGGCCUGGGGUAUCCCCCAACAAGUGGCAGAGAUUUCUUCGCCAGCAAUACGACUGGAGCCACAUCCGGGAUGAGCUUACUUCCACUAGCGAUCUGGAGCUACUGAAACAGCUAGAGAAAGAAGAAACAGCAGAAUUUGAGGAUGAAAGCAUUAUCUUGCCCACCCAGGAGAGAGAGAAGCUGGAGCUGCUGCUCCCUGUUUAUUAUAGAUUACCCAAUUACUUGCCACAAGUGCAGAGAGCUGAAGCUAUGCCUGGCAACAAUGAGACUGCUGAGGAUAUCAAAGGAAAGAAGAACAUCUGCCAGCCCCCAAAGCAGAGCCACUUCCGGCAGGUGAAUCGUCGAGCUGGAAAGUUUGCUUACUCCACAGACAACACCUUUGAACAGGAGAUAUACUUUGAUCAAGUCCAGAUCAUACACCAGAUUGGUGCGAAGACAGACCACAUUUUCUUGGAAAACCUCAACUGCUACAAGAAGCAGCUGUCUAAAGUCUUCCCCGAAACCCCAGAAAGGUGGACUUCCCAGCCAGUUCCUGAAGCACCCUGCAGGCCUAUGAAAGGAGCUCCGCGCUGGACGGCUUUGCCCACUCCAGUCAGAAAUCUGCUGCUCCAGGUGGGUGAGGAGGAUGUUGCCAUUAAGACCAGGAGACAGAAGAAGCAGAAGGAAUCACCAAAGGAGGAUGUGGCUUGGGAACUGGUGGUCCUGCAGAGGAUGCUACAGGAAUGGAAGACUGCCUGGGCUCUGAUCAUUGAGUGGCACCAUGAGACAAUAGAGGGCCUGCUGCAGGGCUUGGUGGAUGUGCAUGAUGACAUUCGGAUCCAAGCCAUCAUUACAUGUGCCACAGCUGCUUUGGAACGGCCCCGGAUUGCCACCAGCCAGGGGGACUCAGCCCCAUCUGUCCAGGACUUGCCAGAGGUUCUACAGCCCGCUCUGGAGGCUGCUCUUUGUGACAAAAGUGCCAAUGUGCGGAUCGCAGCAGCACUAUGCCAGUACGUCAUACAGUCGCAUAAUCCCCUCGCCCGGGACAUCAUGCACAGUGUCCUUUUGAAGGGUAAUAGCGUGGACAGCUGGGCUGCAGCUCAGUGCUUGGCUCUGGAAGGUGCUGCCACAUACCCCGUGAUUAAGAGGAUCCUCCAGCAGCUGUUCAGUAAGAAGAAUGACGACACUGAGUACCAGUCUUGUAUGCUCCUGAGCCAUCUCAGUGAGAAGACAACCCUGAUACACACCAUGCUUGCUGUGGAGCUGAACAGCUACCAGUGGAAGGACCGGAUCAUAGCCUGCCGGGUUCUCUCUCAGGUCGGCGGGAAUGUCAGUUUGGAUAUGAAACAUAAGUUGAUCCAGAUGAUGCUGAGUGACUGGAAUAAGAAAGUAAGACAUGCAGCUGCCCAAGCUCUGGGGCGAAUGAGCUUUGGGAAGGAGGUGUACAAUACCAUCAGAGUCAAGCUGAGUCAAGGAAAUUUCCAGGAGCGUGUGGAAGCUCUCUCCCUGAUUGGUGGGCUCAAGGUCCUGACUGUCAGGCUUCUCCCAAGCUUCCUGAGCUGCUUCUCUGAUGAUUUCAUGGCAGUUCGGCGGGCAGCCUGUUUGGCAGCAGGCGCCCUGCAGAUCCGCAAUCAGAUGGUCCUUGAAUGCCUUUUGAAUCUGAUACAGAGGGAUCCUUACUGGAAAAUCAAGGCAUUUGCCAUUCAAGCUUUGGGUCAGAUUGGCCAAGUGAGUCCCCAGCUGACAGACCUCCUGCUCUGGGCCAUCCAUUAUGAAGAGUCACCAGGUGUACGACUAGAAGCUUGCCGUAGCAUCCUAGCCCUCAAUCUUCAAGGGGACCGGGUCAGGGACACCUUCCUAGACGUGCUGCUCCUAGAGAACCAUGAGGCUGUUCUAAAGGAAAUUCAUCAGGCAAUGAAGAUACUCAACUUAGAAAAUAAAGGAAACCAAGAAAUGCUUCAGAAGAUCAAGAACAGGAUUCAAAUACUAAGCCAAAAGGACUUGCUGACAGAGAAAAUAUUCAAGAUGGAGAGGGUCAUAGGAAAAGUGAAGGAAGAAACAAAACGUAUUUACUUGCAACCCAAGGAGGGGCAAAAACCACUGAAACUCCAUACUUUUCUACAAGAAACUUUUCAGGAUGAAGUGGUGAUUCCUAGAAAGCCAUCUGAAAUUUGUGACAUUAAAGCAGUCAUAAAGCCUGUGAGGUCCCGCACACCAAAUCCCUGGUCACAGAGUCCAGUCCUGGACCUACACACAAGAAGCAGAGGUCAAUUGUCAUCUGUGAAAGAUCUGCGCACUGCCCGGGAAAAAAGGAUUAUGGUGGGACCAUUUGGAUCUGACAACCCGGAUCUCUAG